Messenger RNA from Betta splendens (Siamese fighting fish), 7052 nucleotides. RefSeq names its product zinc finger protein 608 (gene znf608). Gene Ontology annotation, biological process: regulation of transcription by RNA polymerase II. Lineage: Eukaryota; Metazoa; Chordata; Actinopteri; Anabantiformes; Osphronemidae. The coding region runs from base 1 to 4434 and encodes 1477 amino acids. Gene Ontology annotation, cellular component: nucleus. The record is from RefSeq and is a predicted model, not a curated record. The transcript is spliced from 9 exons.
AUGAACCGUUUCCUGAGAGCUGGGGAGAAUGGAGCGCUGCUGACGGACUGCAGGGAGCUGUCACCGAACCCCACCGCCUCCUCCUCCUCCUCCUCCUCCUCUCCCUCUUCCUUCGCCGCCUCCUCCAUCUCCGUCAAUACCUCCUCCAGCGCCGACAGACACGGGGCCCUGCCCUCGCUCCACACCGGGGGACCUGGCGGCGGCGGGUCGGAGCCGACGACAUCCUCGCUGAAGCGCAACCGAGGCGUCCGGGAGCCCGCCGUGGCGGUCCGCGGCGGCGGGGGGGAGGCGUGCCCGGGGGUCGGCAAGCAGCAGCGUCGGGAGGUUCAAGGACGCCGCGUCGGUGCAGGUGUGGAGAUGCUGUCAGCGGUGAGCAGAGACGCGGACGGCGUCUCAGCGGUGAGCACGGCCUCCGCGUCUGCGACCUGCGCCAAAGGCAAAGAGGAGAGGAAGGGGAAGAACGCGAUCCGGGCGUGGAAGAGAGAGAGGGAACGGGAGCGGGACGCCGCCGCACCUCCCGCUCCUCCGGUCCGGACGAGGAAGGAGAAGCCCGGCGAUGGUCCGUCACCGCCUCCCUCCGUCUUCCUCCCCGAGCAUCAUCUGUGCCGUGACGGACACGGGCACGGGCACGGACACUGCGCCGCGCCGGACGCCGGGAUCAUGGGGGACAACAACAACAGCGCGGCCGGUAGAAACGCGUUGGAUGCCGGAAUUCAAAGCGGCGGCGCUGACGCUAUUGUUGUGAGGCGGCUGCAUGACGACACGCCGACCGCCAAGAAACACAGAGGAGCCGAGAAGGUGGACCCUAUGUUCAUGGUGCCCGCUCCCCCUGCUCCAUGCCAUGCCGGGGCCCUUGGCUCCUCUCUGCCCUCUGCCCCUUCCUUCUGUCCUCCGGCCCUGCCCACCUCCAGCCCUAAGCAGCUGGCGGUGAGAACGAGGUCCAUCGGCACAAACACGCAGGAUGGGGGAGGACCGGGGGCUGUGGAGGGGGACUCAGCCUGUUUGGGGCCCUGCCAGCCUGGGACCAGUGUCAACCUGGAGGGCAUCGUCUGGCACGAGACCGAGGAAGGUGUGCUGGUGGUGAACGUGACCUGGAGGAAGAGGACCUACGUGGGAACUCUGUUAGACUGCACCAAGCACGACUGGGCUCCUCCCAGGUUUUGCGAGUCUCCCUCCAGUGACCCUGAGUUGCCAGGCGGGCGUGGACGGGGCAAACGGAUGCGAAUGGCCAUGGCAGAGCGGCCUUAUGUUGAGCCAGCUCCUGCUGCCAAGGUCAGGGGUCUGUCACAGCACAGGAGCCGAGGAGGUGGAGUUGCCGGAGCCACUGCUCCCAUCCACAGCAAGGGGCGGAGGGGGAGCUUGAACCUCAUCAACAGCAACUGCCGCACUCCUCCUUCAUUCUUUACUGUGGAUGAGGUGAAAUCCAACAGCGCCUCUGUCCUCGCCUCUGGGAAGCGAAAGAACAAACCACCCGCUGAUCUCGACCUCAGCCUGGUCUCCUCAGAUGACAUUAAAAAUGGCAACGGGAAAAGGAUGAGAGCCAAAUCUCGCAGCGCCCCCUCCACCCCACAGGGUAAAUCCGACCCCUCAUUCAUGGAUCCAGGAGGAGGUUGUGCCUCUUCCCCACCUCCCCCACCCAUUCUUAUUGACUGCCCCCAUCCGAACUGCACUAAACGCUACAAGCACAUCAACGGCCUGCGCUACCACCAGACACAUGCACACUUGGAGGCUGAGGAGCAAAGGAAGCCUGAGCUGGAGCCUAUGAAGGAUGUAGAGAGCGAGGAACGACUGUCAGACUGUGAGGACACUAUUGGCAGCAUAACAUACGAUCUCUCAGAGACAAGCAACACCAACAGCUCUUCUAAGAAGUCUGCUCCUUUAUACAAGGUGACCACAGUGGGGUCUCCUAAGAACAGACGGCUGCUCCUCAGUACUGACCACAGCCCCACAGCCAACUCCAAAACCAGAAGAACCUCACUGUUGAAAGACGGACUGAUCGAUGACCUUAGCAACCUGCCUAUCAUCUCCAACAUGACUGUUGUUCUGGAAAACUGCAUGGUCCCAGACAGAAACGCCACAGUAGAGAUGCCUAAACUGGAAGCUGAAGGUUUGAUCGACAAGAAGGGAGUUGUAUGUGACAAGAGCAAGAAGGCCAAUGGCAAGGUAGAGAAACUGUCAAAGUCACGCACCAACCGUCCAAUUGCUCCAGCUCCUGCUCCUCCCAAGUUGAUAGCUAUACCCAACACAACAUAUCCAAGUGGCGCAGCAGAUACGGCCACCUCCCAGCAGCCAUCUCCAAUGGCAGCCAUCAGCCUCACAAGUAAAAACCUUUCUCUGAAGCCCAUCAAACCAAAGCUGAGCAUUGUUGUGGAGCCGAGUCUGGUCAAAGCCUCCCUGGUUACCUGCAACAAAGAGACCAGGAAAAAAGAGAAAAGGAGGCUAAAGGACAAACAUAAAGAUGCAUCAAAUAGAACAGCUAAUGGGGACAGCAGUGGAAUCAAAAUGGACGACGGUGGUGGUGGACCUAAGAUAAAUGUCAAGGAAAUUUCUGGAAGCCUUCUGAAGGAGCACCUUAGUAAGCAGGAUGUGAUGAAUGGACUCACGGAGAGCCAGGAGAGCAGAAUGGCCAGCAUCCGUGCAGAGGCCGACAAGGUUUAUACCUUUACUGAUAACGCCCCCAGUCCCUCCAUUGGCAGCUCUUCGCGGCUUGAUGCGAGCGGCCCGUGCCUGGGAACAACAGACGGCAGCAGCAAGAAUGACAGCCCCGCCUACUCUGACAUCUCAGACGCUGGGGAUGAUGGAGGAUCUUCUGAAUGUCGCUCUGAUGGAAACCGAUCUAAGCCUGGCUCCUCAGCCUGCUCCGAGGUGAGCACCAACAGUAUCCACAGCAACCCUGGUAAAGCCCCAUCCAUGACAUCUGCCCCCACCUCAAAAGACCCUCAGUCCCCAUAUUACCAUAGUUAUGAGCCCUACUACCUGCAAGGAUACAUGCAGUCGGAAAGGCAGAACAGCACCAGCGUUGGUUUCCACAAGAGCUCUGCCCAUGACAGCAAAGGCAAAGCAAAGGAAGAGGUGAAAGAGGACGAGAAGAACGCUUCCCAUGAGUUCUCAGACUGUAAGAAAGGUGAUGGGCUGCCUCAGUCUCAGCUACAGCUGGCUAUGAGUCAGACCCAGACGGCCUUAGCUCAGUCCCUGUACUAUGGUCAAUACUCCAGAGGACUUUACAUGGACCAGAAACUGUUACUGGGUUCCAAAUGCUGUGACCAGAUGACCAGUGUCAAGCAAAGGGGCGAAAGGGGACAAGGGUUGAGAGACAGUGAGGAUGUUAAACAUGUGGUUGGGGGUACAGCCAGCGGGCCCAUGCUAGGAAAAGGUUCCGAUGGCACUAAAGGUUGCUGUUCCAAACCCAUCCUGUCCUAUGUGGAAAUAAGCGAGAGAGGAGACCGGGGGCAGAGCCUGGGCAUAAAGUCAGUGCACGGUGGCAUAGUGGAGCAGCACCAUGUCUCAAUGAAAGAUUGUGAGGACAUCAGGCCACCCUCCUCUUCCUCUUCUUCAUCACUCCACAACCCAAACACUCAGACAGAUCUGGACUCAAAUGUUUCCUUUUCCAGUCCCUCAGACGCCCCAGCCUGGGCUCACCGCCUCGCUCACAGCAAAUACUCAGAGCUACAGGAUCAACAUGGAGAGCAGGCGGAGGAGGGGGAGGCAGACAGUGGAAAAGAAUGGGGAACUACUGUAAAGCCCGCUGGAGCCAAGACGAGCUCAGGAGGAGGUGGAGGGGAGAGAGGAGGAGACGCCAGGAAAAACAGGGGCCACGGAUGCCACGAUUUCCCGCCCACCGUCGACAUGGAGGAUUCUGACAGGUUGGAAGGGAUGGAUGACCAAGGAGCGGAGCCAAUGGGAGGGCUGUCUGAGGAAUCCCAGACUGCCCGGGCAGCAGUGUCUCCCCCCAUGACCCCUCAGCAGCCCUACGUCCAGUACCAGCACUCCUCCUUCCCGUCGUACCUGGCGAUGUGCGAGAGCAGCGAGGGCUCCUACAGAGGAGUGUCCCCCACCCUGGUCCACAGUUACCCAGGCUUCCACUACCCUCUGUACGGCAAGACGGCGGGCAGGGAGGAGUCGGACGUGACUCCACCGGGCAGAGGCGGAGCCGUGAGCGGCAAACAGAGCAGCGACUCGUCCUCCGCCAGAACGACGCUGCAGGAACGGCCUGGUGAGAAGGCGUCACCUGAGGGAGAGAGAGAGAUGGAAAGAGAGAGAAACCAUGUGUCGUUCGCCCGACACCUCCACACACACCACCACACACACCUGGGUAUGAGCUACAACCUGAUGUCAGGACAGUACGACAUCUACCAAGGGUUGAGCUCCCGGUCGCUGGUUUCCAGUCAGCAGGUGUCAGGACACUCUUCUGCUGACAGUGAAGGGAAGAAGUAGGAGCAUGUGACCACAUCUCACAUGGGGGACGGCACAUUUAUCAGACAUCAAUUCCAUGGUGUUGAAUAGGCUUCGCCUCGCUGAGAGGCCGAGAACGACAUUUCUUACUAUGAGAGACACCAGUUUUAUAACAAGCCACAUAAGAGCAGAGUGGAGAGAAGGACCUGAAGCAGGAACCGGACCUUUGGAAGGAGGAACUUUCUGUACAAAUCCAGAAUCAACAACUUGUGGAGCUUUGAGUUUUGACAGAUGCAGGCGGCGCGUGAACAUCGCAGAGCGCCGCGCGCUCGGCUGUGGUGUUCGACUUUAUAAAAUGCACAUUUAUUGUAGUGUAUUAUGACAAUGAUAUGACUGAAUGUACUGAUGACUCACAUUAUCCCAACGGUGUUGAUUGUUUUCUAAAAGCCUCUGUUGGGAAACAGCAUUAGGAAGCUAAAAGUCUCUAUUAUUCUUAUUAUUCUCCUUAUGAUUAUUGAAGUGGACCUCCCCCUCCAUAGUGCUGCCUCUGCAUUUGUAUUACUAACCUGUACUUGAGCGUAACCAUGUUGAUUGUAUUGUCUUUAUGUGAGAGUAACCUUCACUUUGAACCUGCCCAGUGCCGUGUGGGAACCCAGUGGUGUAUAUAUUGUGUACCGAUUGAAGGACUGACGUGCUUCACGGCAGCAGGCAGACUCUGCUCUCACCUGCUCUCUGGUGUUCGUGGGCUCAGGUUCCUCCACGUCAGCGGCUGGUGGUUGUUGUAGACGCCAAGGAAGCAGCAGCCACUAAAUCUUCACAGAGGAACUCACCUAGAUGUGAUUGUUAAUGUAAAACGCUAUUAGUUUGAUGUGAUAAUCACAGGAAGGCUCAGCCUCUGACAUCUCUAGCUUUCUUUAGCUCCAUUCUGCUGUUCUCCGUGUCCGAGGGUAAAACGUGCGCUGACCUCAUGGGCCGCUGACGCUGGGAGGAGGAGCGGAGCGCUGACACGCUGGCUCCCACAGUCCAGCGCAUGAUGGGAUGUAAGCCUCCGUGUGUUCCACUGAAGCCGUGUAAAGGUUCAGGAUUUAGAACUUUCUAACGUUCUGGACCUCCAUGAGCACAGGUUCAUGGUCGUCCGAUGCUGAAUGUUGAGGACCAGCCUUUUAAUCGAACACCUCCAGUUUACAGGACAUGGCUGACUUCUUCUCCACAGCUCCUCUUCCUGCUGGGGAGGAGUGACAUGACUGACAGGCUAAAAGCUCCUUCAGCCAAACACUGGUCUAACGGUCAAAACACAGUCCGAUGCACAAACUGGGGCCAAGUAAGUGAACAUAUGCUCAUGAUGAAUAAUCCACUUUUGUUAACGUCACAUCUCAAGGACAAUUCCAGUGUUGACUUCUCGUAGCCUCUGAGGCCAGAGUUACACUGAAAGUGAAAGAAUUUGGUUUGCUCAGGUACAAUAAUGAUUUUAUUACCAAAAAGAAGCUUCAUCGUGCGUCACUGACUCUUUUCAGAUACUUCACCAGUUUGUAUACUCCUGUGUUGUUUUGGAGAAUCUAACUACAGGCUGUGACCGCAUGUUUUGCCAAGACCGAUUCAACAGCACGUGAAAACACGCUCAGUGCCGUUCAGCUUUGAGUGUAACGGAACGAGCAGUUGCUUUCAGAACCGCUUUUAUCAGAGAACGGAACAGUUUGAAUCAGAAACGCCAUUAAAGCUAAAAGUGUGUCGCUACCAACUUUAUCCUGGAAUUGUCCUUUUGUUGUUGUGAUGCUGGGGGCGUCUUGUCUGGAAUCAGUGGUUUCCUGCUCGUGCUUCCAAACCUACGACAAGCAGACGAUCUCUCUGCAGAGCCUCUGAUAAAGAGUGGGUGGAGUCUCAAUGCAGUGCAGCAACACAAACCAGACCAGGGGUCACGAACCUGGCGUUACUACGUGUCUCCACCAUCGGAGACACGGCUGCACUGUUGUCUAACGUGCUGUAUUUGAUCUGGCUUCUGUGUGAAGCCUCUGCGUCCCUCCCUUCAUGUGUCCAGCUGACCAGCUUUCUUACAAAUAGGUCAGUUCGGACCAGGACCGUUCUGAUUCAUCACAGGUCCGGUACAAGGUGUGCUAAUGAAGUGUAGUCAAUCUGAUUUCUGAUUCUGAUUCUUGCGGCUCUUGUGGUCUAGGGUUUUUUCCCCAAUAAAUGUGGCUGAGUCAUUGUGCUUGUCCAGAUCAACAGAUGAUGUUAUUUUUGGGAAAACAGCUUUUUUGCUCUCUGGCUCCGAAGCUCUGACCACUACUUCCUUUAGCCAGCAACAGCUACACUGAACCUACACAUGUGCCAUCAACUAACGUCAUUGUAGUUAGUGCUAAGGUUCAUGCUCAGUGCUGUCCGGUCUGGCCAGAACACUUGAUUUUCAUAUACAUGAGUAUGAAGCUGCCAACAGCAGCAGUGACCCGGCUCGUUUAUCAGCAGCUCUGUCAGCUUAAACAACACCUUACCUGCAUCGUAUCUGUGCUCAUUCUAUUACUUGAAUAUUGUGCUAUGAACUCUGUUUACAAAAUGCUGUCAGACCUUUGGGCACAGUGCUGUCUUAAAAAGGCUGCUUGGUAUGUUCAGCUCAUCCACCCAGUGUACCCAGUUAAUAACACACUGAAAUAAAAACAUCAAACCUG